Molecule: messenger RNA, 768 nt
Organism: Thalassophryne amazonica
Lineage: Eukaryota; Metazoa; Chordata; Actinopteri; Batrachoidiformes; Batrachoididae
Product: fibrinogen alpha chain
Exons: 3
Coding region: 61-621 (186 amino acids)
Biological process (GO): blood coagulation
Source: RefSeq, a predicted model, not a curated record
CCUUCGGGCUGCAGACUUCACGGCUUGAUCACACAUGUAGAGAGAGAUGUGGAGAGCAACAUGUUUCAGCUGUGUGAGAUGGUGAAGACGAACAAGGAUGCUUCAGAAGCAUCGAUGACGCUGACAGCACACAUCUACAACUCCAACCGGCAAGCCAUCGUCAAGCAAUAUGUGGCAGAGAUGAAGUUUUUGGAAUAUUCCUCAGCACUGACCAGAAAGGUGACAUCACUGAGACAACGAUCAACUGAUUUGUUGCAUCAGUUCAAAGAGGUGGUCAACCGAGCCCAGCAGCAACUCAUGGACCUCUACCGAACAGAGGUGGACAUUGAGAUGAAGUUGCGAGCCUGCCAUGGGUCAUGCAGGUCGGUGUCUCCAAUCAGCAUCAACCAUGUUGGAUAUCAGACAUUUCAAACACACAUGGACCACUUGGACAAGAGUCUGAACGAGACAACAAAGGGUACAGCAACUCCAAAAAACAUCCCAUAUGUUAAAGUGCGGCAUGUGGGUGUAAACCCAUCACCUUCUGGAGAAUAUAAGACCAUUCUCACAGUUCAGAGAGAAUUCUUGACCCAGUUUGAGGACAUCAGGCAGAACCAGUUUGUACUGGAAGAGACACCGUAGGAGUUUGCAGGCAAUGCUGCAGACCUGGAAUUUAAGGAUUGGACGGUGGACAUUUUUAGUUUUACCAAUUUCACUGUUGCAUAUUUUUGAUACAUAAACCAUUUACUGUAAUUACUGUUUUUAUUUAUUUGCAAAGCAUCUUAGGAA